This is a messenger RNA of Asterias rubens (European starfish), 4187 nucleotides long. Its product is annotated as A disintegrin and metalloproteinase with thrombospondin motifs 6-like. Bases 98 to 2797 code for a protein of 899 amino acids. Gene Ontology annotation, molecular function: metalloendopeptidase activity. Gene Ontology annotation, cellular component: extracellular matrix. Gene Ontology annotation, biological process: extracellular matrix organization; proteolysis. NCBI's taxonomy places the organism in Eukaryota, Metazoa, Echinodermata, Asteroidea, Forcipulatida, Asteriidae. The record is from RefSeq and is a predicted model, not a curated record. The transcript is spliced from 20 exons.
CACCCCGACGAUACCUGCCUGCACCUCCCUAUGCGAGCUAGCUAUAAACAAUAGUAACUGUAGGAGGGAUUCAGAAGAAGUUCAUAAAUCUUGGUGGAUGACAAACAGUGACUUUUCCUUCGCCGAGCAGAUCCUGAAAAAACACCCGACACGACGGCGAAAAAGACGUCGACGUGAAGUAAGCAGCAUGUCAUUAGAGCUCAACGUGGAGACGCUCGUCGUGGCGGACAAGUUGAUGAACAGUUACCACGAGGAUUAUAUCGAGUCCUACUUACUCACCCUCAUGAAUAUUGUUGCUGAUCUUUAUCAUGAUGCCAGUGUGGGAAAUUUAAUCAACAUUGUCAUCUCUAGGAUCAUCCUCGUCUUACAAGAUCAGGAAGAUCUAUCCCUGGGCCACCAUGCAGACAUGUCUUUACAGAGUUUCUGUCAGUGGCAGCGAAGACUUGGCCCACCAGAGAAUCUCACUGAAGAAGACGGAAACUUCAAGAAACACGACAACGCUAUUCUGAUUACCAGAUAUGAUAUCUGUAUGUUGAAGAAUCAGCCAUGUGGAACAAUAGGUUUGGCCCCAGUUGGUGUGAUGUGCAACCCGUCCCAAAGUUGUAACAUUAAUGAAGACACAGGUUUAGCAACUGCGUUUACUAUCGCUCACGAGAUUGGGCAUAAUUUUGGUAUGAAACAUGAUGGAGAUGGUAAUGCCUGUGGAUCGAGAGGAGGCAUCAUGGCUGACCAGAUCACUGAGAACACAGAUCCGUUUGCAUGGUCGACCUGCAGUCAAGAAUAUAUCACAAACUACAUCGAUUCUGGCAAAGCAGAAUGUCUUGUCAACCCUCCAGAGCUGGUCAACUACGGCUUCCCGACAGCGAUGCCUGGUGAACUAGUAGACGGAGACCAUCAAUGUAGGUUACAGUACGGGCCCGAAGUCAAGGCGUGUAACACAAAUAGUAUCUGUCGGGAGUUGACUUGCCUGAAGCCAGGAUCACGGUCUUGCUGGAGAACAAACACACCAGCGGCUGAGGGGACGCAAUGUCAGACACCAAACGUUCUUGACGGGUGGUGCUAUCGAGGGGACUGUGUGAUGUAUGGGUUGAGGCCCGAGGCCGUCGAUGGGGGCUGGGGAACCUGGUCUGCGUGGAGUUCAUGCUCACGGACGUGCGGAGGGGGAGUCACUGUGUCGGAGAGACUGUGCAACAGCCCCAGACCUACUCACCGAGGAUUGUACUGCACUGGAGAGAGAAGUCAAUAUAAGUCCUGCAAUAUCGAUGAUUGCCCUGAUCACUCCAGGGAUUUCCGAUCCGUCCAGUGCUCCAACUUCAACAAUGAGCCAUACAGUGGCCGGUACUACGUCUGGGAACCUUACAUUAGUCAAGACAUGGACGCCUGUGAGCUGACGUGUAUCACAACCGGCGGUGAGCACUUCAGGAAAGUGGAUAAGGUUGUUGACGGGACGAGGUGCUACCCAGAGAAAAUCGCUCCUCAGGUCUUGGACGUCUGCAUCUAUAAGAAAUGCCAUCAUGUGGGUUGCGAUAAAAUCUUAGGAUCGGAUGUCACCGAGGAUAAGUGUCGCAUAUGCGGGGGUGACGGUAGCACUUGUGAGACGGUCUCCAAAAACUUCACACAGACGUUGUCUGCCGGCGACUACCAUGAAAUCUUCACCAUCCCCCGGGGGUCUGUCCACAUCAAGAUCGAGGAAAUGGCCGUCUCCAGAAACUACUUAGCCUUGAAGUCGGUGAACAAUGACUAUUACCUGAAUGCAGAAUGGAUAAUAGAUUGGCCUAAAGCUUACGAAGUCAGUGGAACGACUUUCAAGUACGAGAGACCGGAUAAUGAUGCCGAGUCCCUGACUGCCUUAGGACCAAUCAACGAGGAACUUGUAGUUAUGCUAUUAGUGCAAGAAGACCAGCAGGGUAUAUCCUAUUCAUACAAUCAGCCGGUAACCAGACAGGGUAGCGGUAACGAUGAAGUGGUUUUCAUCUGGCAUUGGAGUGCUUGGUCCGUGUGCUCGGCAACUUGUGCUGGGGGUGAAUCUGUAGCAGAGGUCCAGUGCAUUCGCUAUGACGAUAAGACGGUAGUAUCAGACACCUUCUGUAAUGCUGGAACCAAGCCAAGCCGGAGGAAGGAACCCUGUAACACGGAACCCUGUCCACCUGUCUGGUCUGAAGGAGCGUGGUCAGACUGCAGCCAGACCUGUGGUGGUGGUCAGAAGACUCGAGCAGUCCUCUGCAUGAUGAAAGUGACCCAGUUAGAGGAAGAGGUAGUCGAUGAAGCCCAGUGUACCAAACGUAAACCCAUCGACCGUAUGAACUGUGGCAUGCAGGAAUGCCCUCCACAGUGGGUCGCUGAUGCAUGGGGUCAGUGUAUGCCAAGCUGUGGUCAAGGGCACCAGACUAGACGAGUAGCUUGUAUGAGCAGUGAUGGUAGACCCUACCCUAACAUGUGUAACUGGGCAACGAGACCAUCCGCUAUCAGGGAAUGCCAAACAGCUGGGUGUCCACCGCCUAAAUGGGUGACUGGUGACUGGAGUGAGUGCAGUGCAAAGUGUGGUAGAGGCCAGCAGCAACGUCGGGUCCGUUGUUUAUCCUACAACAAUGUUCAGCUUGGUACGUCAUACUGCAAUCGAUCCCUCAUGCCAAGUGCACAGCAACAAUGUGAAAGCGCUUGUGUUGUACGACCUACGGACCAAGAAGAUUGUCAAGAUGCUGCCUCGGUCCAAUACUGCCCUCUUGUGGUGAGAUACAAAUUCUGUAACAACGAGUAUUUCCGCAAAAUGUGUUGUCACAGCUGCAGCACCCAAUAAAACGCCCCAAAAGGGUAGCGGCAAAGCAAGAGGAGAACAAACCAACAUGCCCUGAAGUAGAGCUGCUUGUAUUUACAAGGUGGAGCAGAACUUCCGUAACUUAGUAUUUUCUGUUUAAAAAACACAAAGAGUUUUGGAUUCGUGAGGGAUCAGACAUGAAGUUAAUCGAGGAUACUAGUGGCUGCAAUUGUUAACCUUCGACCCAGAUGAGGCGGAUCCUACAAACCUCAAACCUCAGAGGCUGAUGAGACUGUGAGGAGAAUCAAGGAUACUAGUAGCUGCAAUUGAGAACCUUCGACCCAGAUGAGGCUGAUCCUACAAACCUCAGACCUCAGAGGCUGACUACAGAUACCUCAGUAGUUCUACAAGUGGACACAUUGACACAAUACUUGUGAGGAUGACAUCCAAUACUUAAAUAGAUCAUUUGAAUGUCUCAGCUUACCCAUGUUGUCCAAACGGUAUCAACCCAAACUACAAGUUGUUAUGAGGAACACCUCACUCAGAUAGAGAGCAGUGGAGAUCACCUCAAAGGUUGUACCUCUAACCUGUUUGGAACCAAUCGGGGUAUAACCAAGUCCUCAAUCAGGAAACAUUUUGAUGACACAUCUGAACACCUCAAUCGGGAUAUAGGCUUACACAAAUGAACCAUAGUAAUAGGUGUACCUCUAACCUGUUUGGAAACAAUCGGGAUAUAAAAAGUUGUCAAUCAGGAAACAUUUUGCUGACACAACACCUGAACACCCCAAUUGGGAUAUAUUCUUCCCCUAAAUGAUAACUCUUCACCAAUCAAACUAUAACUCAGUUGGAAACCUUUUUGGUGACGGCGAUACCUUUUAUCGCAAACUUGUUUCAUUGAAUGCCCAGGAAUUUUACUUUAACCCAAGCUUGUCCGCAAGCCUGAGCCAUCAGUCAGAGAAUUGAGAAGAUUCAGAGAGCGCGUAAGGAUAAGUUAUUAAAGCUGCGGAGUUUGAUGUCGAGGAUGUACAGAUAAUGAAAAGACCAAGGAAGAAGAAGGCUUGUGGAUAUUUUUGUAUUUAUUUAUAAAGAAAGAAAACCUGGAUAAUCAAUAAAAAUAUAGUUUUUAUUUUCUCUGUAAAAAAGCCAGUUAUGUACACUGUAUUUUUACCGUCCAUGUUUAUAAAGGGUUUUUGUUUUGUAUGGAAUAAAGACCUUUUCGUGAUUAUUUUUACUAUUGUAUGGUUGUGAAACCUUGUAGAAACACCAGAAAUCUUUGGUUUGAAAUCUGUACACAGGAUUAGUAGUUGUAAAAUGUUCAUUUGAAUAUGGAUUGGUUGAAGAUUCUACCACUCAAAAUAACAAUUGAAAAAUUUAUACAGAAACGUUUAUAGACAAUGUGACCUAUGUUUACGUUCAAACCGCCCUCUGUUGA